AAUUCAUAGAUCAGCACGGUGCCACAGCUGCGCCUCUCUGUGCGCACUGGAAAGUCUCAUGGCGAUGUGAAGGCAAUUCAUUUUCAUGCCUGCACACCUUUCCCAUUGAUCCUCUUUCCGGUAUACCUUUGGCUCUGCGUUGAUAUCUGCGUAGUUUGGUGUUCAUAAUCAUUUGUCUCUGUCUCCCUGCACAGAUCCCUCCCCUCUCUUCAGACUCCCUCCCUCCCUCCCUCCCUCCUCCGUGCGCUGACAUAGUCACUCUCACACUUGCGCACGCACACGCGCGCUCACACAAACGCGUCUCCCCCGCACACUCCCCUCCCCGUCCUCUGGUGCUGUCUCAUUCACUCCAGCACUCCAUCCACGCACUGACUCCAACUUGAAGCAAGGGGGGGCGGGGUUGGAUAAAUAGCUCCAAGAGGAGGCCACAAGCUACACUGAGACUGGACCCACUUGCAGUGCAAAGACCACAAGCAAGAAGACUCCGAAGCCGGGAGUAGAAGUACCAACAUUUUAUCCUGGAGCUUAGAGAGAAAAAGACAACCGAGACCACAGCGUUUGCUUCUACGGACUGUCUGCUGGAGCUCCGAUAUAACCAAUUUGUCCUUUCGCUAUACGCCAGUUUCUCUGGAUAUAGCAGCUAAACACAGUUGGUAGUAAACUCUUUGGAGUUUGAUAGAGUCACUUUAUUUUUUCUUUGCUUGUGAGAGUGGACUGCACUGAAGCUUGGGAUCGACCUGUCCGGGUCGGGCUUGGACCUGGCGCGUUCUUUCGGCGGCUUCAAACACUGCGAAAGUUUUGGCCAGAGCGCCGACCCGAAGACUUUGAGUCGAGUCAGACUUUGAGAUCAGCAGCUGCUACCCGAGUCCAGAUCCGAACCAGCUGGACGAGAGGUUAGAGAGCCACUGACGAGACUUCAAAGAAACGUUUUCAAGCUCCCUCUCUGGUACAGACAUGACAUACUGUCUGAAACACUAAAAAGUAUAAAUCCAACAGUUCUUCAGAGAGGUUGUGAAGAUAAUUAAGAGAUCUGAAACAAGUGCAGUAACUUGCAACAAAGAAGUCAAAGAAACCACCUGGUAAAACCAGCAGUCACAGAUACAACAACUUCAACACCGUCCUCAAGCUAAGCCGACCCAAUGGCGUGGUCAGCUCUUACCGGCCCCUGUGUGGCCCUGAUCCUGCUCUUCUUCGGUUUGACUUCCUGCACUCCCUCCGGCCCUGCCUCCGCCACCUGUGCCACCCUGGAACAAAGCCGCUUCUUCGGUGUAUUCUCCUCUACGACCACCCUGCCAUCCACACCGUGCUCCUGGACCCUGCAGAACCCCGACCCUCGCCGCUACACCGUCUACAUGAAGAUCACCAAGCCCACCGACUCCUGCGUGCCCCGCCAGAUCAGAACCUUCCAGUUCGACUCAUUCAUUGAGACCUCCCGUACCUACCUGGGCAUGGAGAGCUUUGAUGAGGUGGUCAGGCUGUGCGACGCUUCAACCACUGUCACCUACCUGGAGUCUAGCAAGCAGUUCCUUCAGAUCCGCAAGGUUGCCCCAAGAAAUGGCCUGGAGAUCGUGCAGGGGGAGAACGAUGUCAGUGAGUUCAAGGCUGAGUUUCUGGUCGUGGGAAAGAGGAACCCGAGCAUGCCUGCUUGCCAGAUGCUGUGCCAGUGGCUGGAGAAGUGCCUGUCCAGUAGCACCCAUGAUUAUCCCUGCGGCAUCAUGAACACACCCUGCCAGUGCUGGGAGGCCCCAAAGAGGAAGCCAGGAAGCUGCUACAGGGGUGGUGUCUACGUUGAGAAAUGCCUUCCAGUUCCCAGAGACAACGGACGUGACGCUGAGAUUAUCAAGGGCUGGGCCGGUUGGGGCCGCUGGUCUGUGUGCAGCCAGGAAUGUGGCGGCGGAGUCCAGGUGCGCAGCCGAACCUGCCAGCCCGAGGAUGGCGUGUGCGAGGGAACAGUUGAGGAAGGACGUGCCUGCAACCCUCAGCCCUGCAUCGGCAAAGAGCGCAACAGGAGCCAGGGUCUGAGGGCCAUCAUCGGUUUGAAGAGAGACAAUGCUGAUGAUGCCAACCAUGGUGUUGUUGCCACCCAAACAGUAGAUGCUAAAACCGAUGAGUGGUCCCCCUGGAGCUCAUGCUCAGUGUCCUGCGGUGAAGGUUGGCAGAGCCGAACCCGUGUCUGUGCCACUUCCUCCUUCACCACCCAGUGCACCGGACCCCUGCGUGAGAACCGACCCUGCAAUAACACCGCUGUCUGCCCCGUGGAUGGUGCUUGGGAUGAGUGGACCCCCUGGAGCUUGUGCUCAUCCACUUGUGGUCGUGGUUAUCGUGACCGUACUCGCAUAUGCAAGCUGCCCCAGAAUGGAGGAGAGCCUUGCCGCGGCCCUACAAGACAAACCAAGUUCUGCAACAUUGCUGUCUGCCCCGUGGACGGAUACUGGAACGAAUGGUCUGCCUGGACUGCAUGCUCUGCUUCCUGCUCCAAUGGUACCAUGCAGAGGACAAGAGAGUGCAACGGGCCAUCCUACGGGGGUUCAGACUGCCACGGUAGCUGGAAAGAGUCAGCCAACUGCUUCCUGAAGGAGUGUCCCGUUGAUGGACGCUGGCAUGCGUGGACCACAUGGGGCAGCUGCAGCAAGACUUGCGGUGGAGGAAUCCAGCAGAGACAGAGAAUCUGUGAAGGGCCUUUCUUUGGAGGAGAACCUUGCCCCGGUGAAUCUGGAGAACAGAGGCGCUGCAAUGAGAAGAGAUGCCCCGAGCCCCAUGAGAUCUGCCCUGAACAGAACACUGGCGAUAUUGUGUGGAAGAAAACCCCCGCUGGAGACAUGGCUGCCAUCGCCUGCCCUGCUGACGCUUCAGGUCUGAUUCUGCGUCGGUGCACCCUUGACGCUGUAGGCCUCGCCUCCUGGGAGAACCCAACUCACAUCAAGUGUGUCUCCAAGAACUAUGAGAACAUUCAGAUGCUGUCAAAGGACUACAUCUCCAAAGCUCAAAUGGGACAAAGUGUGGAUGGAGUCGCUGAGGUGAUUUCUCGCCUGAGAUUCUCCUCUGAUGAAGGCGCCAGGUACAGCGGCGACCUCUUGGCCGUCAUGGAAAUCCUGAAGAACACCACUGAACUGUACAAGGGAACCAGGCUGAGGCUGAGCAACGCUGAUGUGGAGAACUAUGUCCAGACCGUCAGCAACCUACUGAAGGAGGAACAUCGUGACAAAUGGGAAGAGGCACAGCUGAUGGGUGCCAACAUUAAAGAGUUCCUCCGCCUUGUCGAGGACUUUGUGAACAUGAUCGGUAUGCAAAUGAGCGGCUUUCAGGACAUUUAUGAAGUCACCGAGAAUUUAGUGCUGAGCAUCCACAAGCGCCCAACAACCAGUAGCUCCAACUUCACCUUCCCUGUCAAGGGCUGGAGAGGGAUGCUGGACUGGGUCAGAACCUCUGAGGAGAAGAUCUCCGUGUCCCGCGAUGCUCUGUCUAUUGAGCAGACUGAUGGCAAUGAUGCUUUUGUGACCGGCAUUGUCCUCUACAGAAACCUCGCUUCUAUUCUGUCCUUCCAGAGCAACACCACCCUGAUCAACUCCAAGGUGGUGUCGGUAAUCGUCAAGCCCAAUCCAACUCUCCUGUCGUCCCCCGUUGAGAUCGAGUUCCCCCACCUAAACAACGGCACUAUGAAUGAGACGUGCCUCUCAUGGGACGAAAGUGAAACUUCCUCUCUGCUUGGGUCUUGGUCUGCUCGGAGCUGCAGAGCGGUCCCCGUUCAUUCAUUCAGAACCAAAUGCGUGUGUGACAGCCUCUCCACCUUCGCCAUCUUAGCGCGCGUCAACUUCGACUCGAUCAUGGACAAGGCACUGCUCCCAUCCGUGACUCUCAUCGUUGGCUGUGGGGUCUCCUCCCUCACCCUGCUGCUCCUCAUCAUCAUCUAUGUCUCCGUGUGGAAGUACAUCCGCUCAGAGCGCUCCGUUAUCCUUAUCAACUUCUGCCUCUCCAUUAUAUGCUCCAAUGCCCUCAUUCUUGUCGGACAAACUCAGGCUCGCAACAAGGUGGUGUGCACUCUCGUGGCUGCUUUCCUGCACUUCUUUUUCCUCUCCUCCUUCUGCUGGGUGCUGACAGAAGCUUGGCAGUCCUACAUGGCUGUCACUGGUCGUCUGCGCAACCGCAUCAUCCGCAAGCGCUUCUUGUGCUUGGGUUGGGGCCUUCCUGCUCUGGUGGUGGCUGUGUCUGUGGGUUUUACCAAAGCUAAGGGAUAUGGCACCGUCAACUACUGCUGGCUGUCUCUUGAGGGUGGACUCCUCUACUCUUUUGUUGGCCCCGCUGCCGCUGUUGUUCUGGUUAACAUGGUGAUUGGUAUUCUGGUCUUCAACAAACUGGUGUCCAAGGACGGCAUCACCGACGUGAAACUGAAGGAGAGAGCCGGGGCAUCACUGUGGAGCUCUUGUGUGGUUCUGCCCCUCUUGGCCCUCACCUGGAUGUCUGCUGUCCUGGCCAUCACCGACCGCCGCUCUGCCCUCUUCCAGAUCCUCUUCGCCGUCUUCGACUCUCUGGAGGGUUUCAUCAUUGUCAUGGUGCACUGCAUCCUGCGUAGAGAGGUUCAAGAGGCAGUAAAGUGCAGAGUAGUUGACCGCAAAGACGAUGGAAAUGGAGACUCUGGCAGUUCCCAUCACAAUGGCCACACCCAGCAUAUGCCGUCUGAUAACGAAAAGGAUGGAGAUUCAAGCAGACAAGGAAUGAAGAGCUCCUCCGAGGAGAAGAUGCCCCCUCCUCAGCUGCCUCUCCCCAUGGGAUCCAACUUCCACACCCUGCCAUCCAACCCCAGCAAGAGUCACAUGCAGGCUGUUCCUGAAUACUCCAGCCACACCUUGACCCUGAAGAGAGAGAAAAGCCGGCUGGCAGGAGGAGUCGACCCAUCCUGUGGGAAACCCGUGUACGUGUGUGAAGGGGAGCUUUUCCAGCAGCUAGAUGCCGAUCUUGCUCGGGUUCAGGCUGAAGGCGGUGUCCCCGAUGGCAGCGGCUACGUCCUCAUGCCCAACACCACCUCCACCCUGAGGUCUAAGCCCAAAGACGACCCGACGAAAUACAACAUCAGCGUUGAGCAGCUCCCACAGGCCAGACUCAUGCACCUCGGUGGGCCCUUCGCUGAGCCCCAGGCUGCCUUCGGGAUGAAGUCCAUCCCCCCCGACCAGGUCAGCGUGUCGUUUUCAGAGAGAGACUCACCCAUCCAGAACAUCCACAACAUGUCCAGCGAGUCCCACAUCACCCACAGCAGCCUGGAGAACACCUUUGAGUCCAUGAACUCCAUGAUGUCCAAGAGUGAGACGAUCUCUACUCUUUCCAUGAGCUCCCUGGAGAGACAGAAAUCUCGUUAUGCUGAGUUGGACUUUGAGAAAAUAAUGCACACCAAGAAACGCCACCAGAACAUGUUCCAGGACCUUAACAGGAAGCUACAUCAUGCUGAGAAAGACAGAGAGUCUCCUGCUUCUGACAGCAAGUCUGUGAGAUGGAGUGUGUCUUCAGGAGGAAGUGACAAAACGAACCACAGCGACAAACAGCAGGCUCCUCUGGAGAGGCCAUGGGAGGGAGUCCGGGGAAUACCACAGUCACCCCCUGCAUGGGUGCGCAAAGACCUGGAGCCCCUAGCUGCCUCGCCUCUGGAGCUGCAUUCUGUGGAGUGGGAGAAGAGCAGCACCACCAUCCCUCUGGUGGGGCAGGACAUCAUCGACCUGCAGACAGAGGUCUGAGGGGGAGGAGGGAGGCUAGCGAAAGCCACCUGAUUUCACCUUAGUCACCUUUUUGGUUUGGGAUUGGGAUCCUUUACGGAUAGUAUGGCGGAAGCCAAGAGAGGGAAGAAGUGAGAAAGUAGGUCCCAGAAUCAAUGUCUUCAAACCCUCAGCCAGAGCAGGAAUGAAAGGAGAGAAUGAGGGAUGGAGGAGGAGUGGAGGUGUUGGUGAUGUUUAAUGUAGCUUCUCUGUGUGGACUUACCAGCACCUCUUGUCUGAGUGCUCUAAAGGUCAAAGGGUUAGUGGAGCAAUCAGCGGUGUCCAUGGACCAGGACUGUCUGUGGUUCCAUUAGCGCUUCACUUGGAGUGAACCCUGCAGCCUGGGUUUCAGAAGAUGUGGUCGACAUGUCUGUGCUUCUUUUUUCCUUCAACUCAACAUUGGAGAAAAAAUUAAAUACUAUUGAAACGGUGCGUCCUCCCUGCUAUUCGGGAGGACCAGCCGGAACUCUUGGCUAUUCUUCUUCCAGCCAAGUUACCUUCCAAAACAGGACAAGGCAAGAGAGCAUAAGGGACCAGUUUCAUGCUCCAGUACUCUGCACUUAUUAGAUGAGCGCAUACAUUUUGUUUCUGAGCAGUGGAUUAGCUUAUUAUUUACAUUACUUUCUCCAGUUUUUGUGUCUGCACCACUUCACACCUGGAACUGCUACUCCAGAGCCAAAAAUGAGACUCUAUGCUGAGAAUAUUACUCAAGCUUAAUCAUGCUGAUAGUGCUUCUCAUUGUUGUUAUCACCAUAGUUAUUACUAUUACAGUGAUUAUUGCUAAUGUUAUGAUUAGCUCUGUUCUUGUUGAGUUUCUAGACUUUGUUUUGAUUUUUCAUUCCCCUCAUGACUGUCAGGCACAAGAUUUAUUCUUCAAAACAAAAAAAAAAGGGAUUUAGUGCAUCCAUAAUGUGUUGUGAGCCCAUAUGGACUGCAUCGGGAAAAACAUAGGUGGUGGUUAAUUAUCCAACAUUUCCUGGUUCCUUCAGUAUUCUGCUUUGAUACCAAAACACCAGCACCAGGAUGAACACAGACUCUCACAUAGGAAGAGCAGUGCACUCUGGGAAACGCUGGAUGGAAACGUGAGGAGGCGGGGCAUACAGCCCCUCUCUCAGCUGGCACAAGAUGCAGGCUCUUCCAUGUUGCACAUGUGGAUAUAAAGGGUCAGCGUGACCUUUCAUCAUCGCCCUUUUGUUUCUCAGCCUUGCAGGACUCUUGGACUGAGCAGAGGCUCCUGGCGCUGAUUUGACUUCCUGUGCAGCGUCAGGUCCUCGAGACUUCAACACAUUUGUGUUUUAGCCAUCAGUGUGAAAUAGUGCAAUAUGAUGGGCGCUUGAUGCUCAAGCAAGACUGAUACUAUGAUUUAGGCAGAGUUUUUUCUUACCAAUGUUUCAAAACUUUUAUACCAUCUUCCUCAUAUUUACAGAGCAUAUAGAUGCUUUAUGAGAAUAUUGUAUAACAAAUCUGUAUUAGUAAUUCAAAGAAUUUAUUCACUAGAGAUUUGUUAGCACAAGACUCCAUAUUUGGAGCUCUAUGUGACAGGUAGAUAAUUGUGCUUCUAUAAAGCAAACAUUAUAUAGAAUGAAUGAUAGCUUAUGAAUAUCUCCUAACUGUGCUUCAGGAUAUUUGUCAUUACUCUCUUCGCUAUGUAGCGAUGGGUAAUUGAUCCUCAUCUCUCCUGUAACAGUGUGUUACUGUAACCUCAUCAGUAACUCAGCAGUAUGUACUACCAGCCAGUUCCCCUGUCCUUUCAGAUUUCUCUGUCCAGCCCGAUUCAUACCUCAAGUUACUUGUAUGGAAUACCCAUUUGUACUUUCUUGUCACAACGUUGUUUUUUAUGUUCUGUUUUACCUCCUGUAAAUGUACAGUUUUCACAGCACAAAAUGAAUGUGACAUAUUUCUAAUAAAAACACAUCUAUAUUACA
Messenger RNA from Amphiprion ocellaris (clown anemonefish), 7666 nucleotides. Its product is annotated as adhesion G protein-coupled receptor B1-like. Lineage: Eukaryota; Metazoa; Chordata; Actinopteri; Pomacentridae. The record is from RefSeq and is a predicted model, not a curated record. The transcript has 32 exons. Gene Ontology annotation, biological process: G protein-coupled receptor signaling pathway; negative regulation of angiogenesis; cell surface receptor signaling pathway. Gene Ontology annotation, cellular component: plasma membrane. Gene Ontology annotation, molecular function: G protein-coupled receptor activity. Bases 1140 to 5723 code for a protein of 1527 amino acids.